Rubroshorea leprosula is the source of this 1115-nucleotide messenger RNA. NCBI's taxonomy places the organism in Eukaryota, Viridiplantae, Streptophyta, Magnoliopsida, Malvales, Dipterocarpaceae. The record is from the annotation of a GenBank genome assembly.
GCAUGUGGCUAUUAGGAGGAAAGAAACAAUAUGUACACAGCUAUUCAAGCCAACCUUGCAAAUACUCGUGACAUCAGAAUUUACUUAAAAAUAUGUCCUCAAUAUUCAGUAGUUGGUCUAGAUCACAUAACACACAAUUACAAAUUUCAAACUACAUUUUAUAAAACAAACCAUAAGAGAAACUCGGAGUCUUAAAUUCAGCACUACCUCUAUGACUUCAUCUGAUUUCUGAGCAACCAAGAUCAUGGACAUCCUGGUUCUGUAUCUUCUUUAAUUGCUUUACAGGGUAGGGACGGGGGGGCGAGGCCGUCGGUUGAGUUUCUAACCAACCCGGCAAAAUUAUCUAGGGGAAGCAGGUGGACUUUACCUCUUGCUUUACCUCUUGUUUUACCUCUCGUUUUACCUCUCGCUUUACCUCUUGCUUUAUCUCUUGCUUUACAUCUUGCUUUACCUCUUGCUUUACUAUCCCCUGAUUAGUAAUGGACCCAAAGUCACACAUCUCUUGCAUUUGUGUCAUCACAUCGUCGUCUUCAUCAACUGGGGAGAAAAUGCUAUGGAGAUAAUCGGGCUGACUUUUCCACUCUGACUCCUCCCAUUCCAAUGCUUCCCACCACUCCCUUUCUCCUUUGAUCACUUUCAAAUUUUCACUUAACAUUUCCCUUUUAGAAAGACUCUUAAGCUCUGGGCAAUCAUAAAAUCCUAUCUUUUCUAGUUUUGGUGCAAUGUGAAAGUCACUAGAUAUGCUUUCCAAUUUCGGAAGGAAAAGAAGUAGCAUCAUCUUCAAGCUAGGCAGAAAACAAUCUAAUGAAAACUCAAAGGAUGCAUUGCUUGUUGGGCUUACAACACUGGUCAAUUCAGGGCAGUCUUCAACUACAAGCACCUCCAACUUGCCAAGAUUAGUGAGCAAAGCAGGUGAGAAAAUGACACUCAAUUUGGGGCACACAUGGAGUUCUAGGACCUUCAAGCCAGAUAGACACUGCUUAUCAUAGGUGAGGCUUCUCCAAAUGCUCACUAAAUUCUUCAGGUAAUAGAUAUGCAAGUACUGUAGAUUCAAAACUACGGGUUCUUGAGCAGAAUAUGCCUUAACUCCGGACCCACAAUUGAUCUCCACAUCU